This is a messenger RNA of Colletotrichum truncatum, 1851 nucleotides long. Its product is annotated as RNA-binding protein. The record is from RefSeq and is a predicted model, not a curated record. Gene Ontology annotation, molecular function: 3'-5'-RNA exonuclease activity; mRNA binding. NCBI's taxonomy places the organism in Eukaryota, Fungi, Ascomycota, Sordariomycetes, Glomerellales, Glomerellaceae.
AUGUCUGGUCCUCCCGCUGGCAACCAGCUCAACAUUGAUCGCUAUGUCGUGAUUCACGUCGCAACUACCUGCGAUGAGCACGGCGUCUACGUCACCAAGGACUCCGCCGAGGUUAUCGAGCUUGGAUGGAUCCUGCUUGAUGCGAAGUCUCUUGAGGAGAUCACCCGCGAGAGCGUUCUUGUCAAACCCAUCAACACUCCGAUCACACCCUUGUGCACGAGCCUGACGACUUUGACUUGGGAACAUGUGCGUAAUGCUGGAACCUUCCGAGAUGCCAUUAACCGAUUCGACACCUUUGCGAAUGAGCAUUUGACCUCGCAAAAUCUCGAUUUCGUCUUCGUCACCCUCGAUGCUUGGGACCUUCGCGUCCAACUGCCCCGAGAAGCCCGAGACAAGGCCGUUGUCCUGCCUCCAUACCUUCAGCACUCCCGUACUUUCGAUUUGAGAACUGAGUACCAGAGAUGGCAGCAACACCAUCCCGAAUCGCUGCCUUUUGGGCCCUCAAUGCUGUCCAAUAUCUGUGCCGCCUUGGAGGUGGAGCCGGUCCAGUCUAGUGCUCCAAUCAAGCACAACCUGCCUUUCCACCUUCAGGCGUUGGCUCCUGCCUCCCCUCGCCGUGCCAUGGAGGAGGCCGUCACUCUGGCUCGCGUCCUUCGAGGUCUGAUUCGCAAGUCGCAGCCCUCCCACGAGCAUCCCGAUGUUUUGACUCGGCCGAUGGACGCGCGCGCCGAUGUGCGUGCUUUCCUGUCCGAAAGAAGCAAGGUCCUCCACAUGUCUGGCUUGCCUCACGAUACGACUCAAUCCGAGCUCGAGAGCUGGUUCACCCAGUUUGGUGGUCGCCCUAUUGCGUUUUGGACUCUCCGAACCCCCGAGCAGCACAAGCCUACCGGCAGCGGUUUUGCUGUCUUUUCUUCUCACGAAGAGGCCGCUGAAAGUCUAUGCAUGAACGGUCGCGCCCUUAACGAGAAGGCGAUCGAGGUGUCCCCUUCUUCCAGCCGUGUGCUUGACCGUGCCGCCGAGAUUCUGACGCCGUUCCCUCCAAGCAAGAACCGUCCUCGUCCCGGCGACUGGACCUGCCCUUCGUGUGGCUUCUCCAACUUCCAGCGACGUACCGCCUGCUUCCGUUGCUCAUUCCCUGCUGUCAGCGCCGGUCCUACUGGUGACAUGGGCUAUGGCUAUGGAUAUGGACCACCGGCCAUGAUGCCUCCUCCCCAGCACCACCACGGACACAUGGGUCACGGCGGUGGCCGUAUGGGCGGCAGCGGUGUCGUUCCCUUCCGCGCCGGAGACUGGAAGUGCGGUAAUGAGGUUUGCGGUUACCACAACUUUGCUAAGAACGUUUGCUGUCUGCGUUGCGGUGCCAGCCGUGCUGGCGCUGCCGUUGUCGCGGACUCUGGUGGUUACCCUUCCCCCAUGGACCCUCCCUCCAACUACAGCAUGAGCCAGGGCUCUAUGAGCGGCACCCCUGGUCCUGGCCCCUUCGCCUCGGCUGGUGGUGGCUUCGCCUCUGGUGGCGGCUACGGUGGCCAGCAUUUCGGUGGCCCUCCCAGCACUUAUGCCCUUCCCUCGGGUAUCGGCGGCGGCGCUGCCCCCUACCCGUCUCUCAACACUCACUUUGGACCGGCCCCUGGCUCUCACUCUGCCGGCCCUUUUGAUAGCCGUGCUGCCGAGGCUGCCUUCCAGUCUGCCUCCAACGGCCCUGCAUCUGCCGGCCCCUCGAACAACUUUUACUCGCAAAACGAGAACGAUCCUUUUGCAUUCCUCUCCAGUGGCAUCGGAGGACUUUCCGUCAGCGGCGGAGAUGCCCGUCAAAACGGAGGAGCCGCCCCGCCGAGCAAGUCUCCUGCUUAA